AUGGGAGUGAAGUUGGUUCCAGCAAUGAGUGAAAGCAAGAAGAAGGAGAAAAAGGAUAAGGAGCGGGAGAAUGCAAAGGAAAAGCAUGCGCUGUUGAAUUCGGGGAGCGUGGCUGACAAGAUGAUGAGGAAACGACAGUCUCUUCCUAUUGUCAGGAGCAAAGAGUCUGUGACAAGAGAAGCCAGGUUGAAGAAUCGGUCAUUGCCCAGCUCGCCCAGACAUCGGACGUUGGUUACCAGCAGUAGUCCUGCAGUCCCUCUGGUGCCCCCGACAACAGGCAGCAACACCGCAGUGAGGAAGUCAAAAGCCAGAGGCGAGAACCGAAAGGUGAAGGAAAACCGCCUGAAAGGGAAAGAGGAAAAGGACGAGGAGCCAAAGGAAGGUUCCAGACCUUCGUCAGCCAGCGGCCUAAAAACAAAGGAGAUCCCUGUCGAGACUCCUGAGCCAGCUCAUGGUUCACCUGCUAAAGCAGUUGCAGGAACCACAGACCCUGAGGAAGCCAUGAGAGUCCUCGCAGAGAAACGACGAAUGGCAAGAGAACAGCGGGAGCGGGAGGAGCAGGAGAGAAAGGAACAGGAGGAGAAGAUGAGGCAGAUGAAGGAGGAAAUUGCCCGCAGAAAGGCCGAGGAGAGAGCCCAGCGCAUGGCUGAGGCUCUUCGCCUUGAAGAGGAACGUCAGAAACGUGAAGAAGAGCAGCGUCUCGAGGAAGAGGAGUGUCAGCGGAAAGUGGCUGAAGCUGAGCGGGAGGAAACGGACCGCCUACAGAAACAGAGAGAAGAGGCAGAGGCUCGAGCACGUGAGGAGGCAGAGAAACAAAGACUGGAACGAGAGAGACACUUCCAGAAGGAAGAGCAGGAACGGUCAGAAAGAAGGAAGCGCCUGGAACAGAUUAUGAAAAGGACCAGGAGAUCAGAUUGUCUGGAUAAGAAAGAUGACAAAAAGUCAACCGCUGAUGGGGAGCCAGACGAUAAGGAGACGAAGGCAGAGACAAAGGGUAAGAUGGGAAGGGUCAGCAAUGGGAAAAGAUGAGAAUACUAACCUCCU
Messenger RNA from Rhincodon typus (whale shark), 1044 nucleotides. RefSeq names its product MAP7 domain-containing protein 1-like. The record is from RefSeq and is a predicted model, not a curated record. Gene Ontology annotation, cellular component: microtubule cytoskeleton. The transcript is spliced from 8 exons. Bases 1 to 1029 code for a protein of 342 amino acids. Gene Ontology annotation, biological process: microtubule cytoskeleton organization. NCBI's taxonomy places the organism in Eukaryota, Metazoa, Chordata, Chondrichthyes, Orectolobiformes, Rhincodontidae.